AUGACUAGAAUCGUCUUUUUUUGCUCUCUCAUCUCUUCUGCCUUGAUUGAAUCUGCUGCUGCAGCCAGUUACGAUUGCCGACCAGGUCAGAAAUGCUGGCCAUCCCUCAGCGAAUGGAAGCAACUCAACGUCAGUGUCGAUGGCCAACUAUUUGAAACCAUUCCGAUCGCCGCUUCCUGCUACGAAAACUCCGGGCACUAUAAUCUGGAAGAAUGCAAGUCUGUUGAGGAGUAUUACGGGGAUAGUAUCCUUCGCGGAGAGCACUUUGGACAAACCUAUUGGUUAAAUUGGGAGACCUGUCAUGACUCUGGAUGUGCACUUUUGGAGUCAGAUACGAACCAGACCACGUAUGGUAGUUGCUCUCUGGGACGCUUAGCUUCAUACUACGUCGACGUUCGACAGGCAUCGCACAUCUCUGCUGCCAUCAAGUUUGCAGCAGUCCACAACAUCCGCAUCAGCGUGAAGAAUACUGGCCAUGACUACUACGGAAGGUCCUCCGUUCCAAACACCCUUGCUAUUUGGACAAAGAAUCUCGACAAUCUCACAUUCUACUCCAAUUUCACAGCUCAAGACUGUCCUGCGUCUAACAGCCAGAAUGUUGGAGAGCUUGGCGCUGGAGUUGUCGCAGGGGAUGCCUACCGCUUCUUUAAUGACCAUGGGAUGGACAUAAUGGGAGGAUAUGAGGAGUCCGUCGGUAUUGCUGGCGGGUUUGCUCAAGGGGGCGGUGUCGGUUCAUUCACCACGACUUAUGGUCUCAUGGCUGAUAAUGCUGUUGAGUUUGAAGUGGUGACUGCUGACGGGGAGCUACGUGUGAUAAACCAGUGCAAUGACCCUGACCUUUUCUGGGCCAUGCGUGGUGGUGGAGGUGGUACGUACGCUGUUCUUACCAAAUAUCGCGUUCAGCUUUUUCCAUCACUCCCGAUCCACACAUACACCUUUACAGCAAACUUCACCAAUGCUGGAGCUCACACAAAUGCCACGGAGAAUGUUGCUCUCCGUGAGAUUCUCACUGCUCAUGCAAAGAGCCAGAUAGAAUGGUCUGCUCAGCUCGUCACCGGCCAAAUUGAGUACUUUCCCGAGAAGCUCGCUAUUAGCCUGGUACUCCCUUACGGUGACAAUGGAUCGAAGUUGAAGUCCGCCACCGCGAACUUUGCGCGGUUCCUGAGCAAUCGCACAGAUCUUUCGGUGUCAGAAAACGGAUAUAAUUCAUACUCCAAUUACGCCGCCUACCUGUCGGUGACGUCGGCUGAUGCCAAAGUCACAGAGCCAUCUGGCAUCUUCUCUAUUCUAGGAUCGCGAUUAAUACCUACCAAGGUAUUCGCUGAUUCCAAUGCCAUUGAUCAGCUAGUCGAAGGAGUUUUGCAGGGGAUUGCAACAUCCCGAAGUCUUCUCAAUCUCACCGGGACACAGAUCGUCUCCGAGACUCCUGUUAGCAAUUCAAAUGCCGAUGAAUCAUCGGCCGUUAACCCAGCUUGGAGGGACGCUCUAUGGCAUGUUAUCCAUGUUGGCGAGUGGCUUGAACCACUGGAAGAUCAUGUAUUGAAAUCCACCGCUAAUGGAUUUCUUGAGUUGUUGGAUCCUUUGAAAGAGUUGAGUCCCGGAGGUGGAGCUUAUCUGAAUGAAGCGCACUACUUGGAGCCUGAUUGGGAAGAAACUUAUUUUGGUUCUUUUUACGGAAGGCUUUUGGAUGUGAAGAAUCACUACGAUCCUACGCAUAUAUUCGAUUGUUGGAGAUGUGUCGGAUGGAGAGGAGAGACCGAGUGA
Molecule: messenger RNA, 1764 nt
Organism: Penicillium odoratum
Lineage: Eukaryota; Fungi; Ascomycota; Eurotiomycetes; Eurotiales; Aspergillaceae
Product: FAD-binding oxidoreductase
Exons: 1
Coding region: 1-1764 (587 amino acids)
Molecular function (GO): FAD binding; oxidoreductase activity
Source: RefSeq, a predicted model, not a curated record